This is a messenger RNA of Cantharellus anzutake, 1213 nucleotides long. RefSeq lists its product as uncharacterized. Lineage: Eukaryota; Fungi; Basidiomycota; Agaricomycetes; Cantharellales; Hydnaceae. The coding region runs from base 185 to 871 and encodes 228 amino acids. The transcript has 5 exons. The record is from RefSeq and is a predicted model, not a curated record.
ACGAAGGCUCAAAAUUCUUUCUCUUGUCUCAAAACAUGUGCGUCAUUCCCGUUCUCGCGUUAGAUGAGCUCGUUCCCCUCCACACGGCCUGGUUUACAGAAGGCGAAUGCACUGCGCCGUCCACAACCCUCUUCUACCCGCUCGACCCUAAAGAGGCGCCACCGCGUGAUCCCGAAGCGCUCAGAUGGGAUGUCGUCGUGAAGAAGGCUGGACCUUGCGUUCGAAAUCGGCAUGGAAAGGUUCUGAUGAUCUGCCAACCCCCGAGCAUGGCACCGCGGUCAUAAUUAAGGCUUUCCCAUUCCUCCGUGACCUAAAGAUCGUAUCGGGCACAGCACACAAUUCUGAGUCAAACGUCCGUCCUUGGAACUUCGACCCUAUCGCCCAUGCAAUCUGUGGGAUGACUCGGCUUCGUAGCCUGAACCUAGGAAACGACUUUGGAGAAGCUGUCAACUUCACUCCCUCAUUAGUUGAAACGUGUGCAAUGGAGAUUGAGGAACUAUCCAUAUGCAUUCGUCGCCAACGAGACGCCGCGUUUUGCUGUCACCUAUUGAACGGCGCGAGGAAGACCUUAAGGUGCCUCUCCGUUCUUUGGGGCCUCCCUCCUCGUUCCGAGGAGCAUCCCACGGUUACGCGAGAUGUCAUUUCCCCUGUUCUUCAAACGGGGUCGUAUGAACACCUUACUAGGGUGCUUGGCUUCUCUGCGGUCUCUGUCUCUAGACGGCAUCGAUAUUGCAGUUGUCUGCUCUAUCGUCGAGAGUUUGCCAAAUCCGACCCUACUCCACACUCUCAAAAUAUCAGUUGGGUCCUCUCCAUUUUAUCGAGAUCUGAGUGGAUUCCGUGCAUUGAGCAACCUGAAGAAUCUGUGGAUUAAAUCGCCCCCACGCCACAAAGCCUUGGAUGCAAACGACCCCACUCCAGAAAACCAGUUAAUUGUACAGGUGGGACAAUAGCUUCUUCGAAUACGAUAGUCACAGUUCAUUGUAAUGAAUUUCUUCAUUGUAAAGGGUUCAUCAGCUUUCCUACUCUCCUUCCCUUCCUUGGAGAUGAUUCAGGUUUCUGCGGAUUAUCUGAGACACAGUAUCCGUGUUCUUGAGCCAGGAGGAGUGUUCGACUUCGACUUCUACACUCUGCUCUCUCGGCAGAACCACCUCCACUUGAGUCACUGGCGCGAGCGUCCAGCAGAAACAAUCAUGUGGAAAUGGGCGAAUAGUGU